GCAAAAGAGUAACAUCUUACACGCGUUGAUGGUCUCUUGUACUUAGUGCCACCGCAAAUUGUCUGUCUCCUCAAUAAUCAGUUGGACUACUGCAGCCAGCCAUACGAGUCGAGAAAAAAACAAAAGGAUAGAUAUGUUGUUUACACUUUUUAAGCAUUUCACUUGCCAUCAGAUGGCAUUAUAUUACACUCUCCUGAAUCUUGAUUUGACCAAAUCAGCUGUAUCAGUGAUCAUCCACCUCGAGCUUCUUAUCUGUUGCUUGCGUUAUAUGUCUAUGCUGUAUGCAUGUCGCAGUCUAAACGGUUAGCUCUUUUAUAAUCACAAAGACUGUUCCAGUUUCUUAGGUAAUUAAUAUGCUAAAUCUUUCAAAAAGGUUUUCAAGAUCUGGUUGUCGUCUUUGAGAAUUUUCCAAUAGGAACCUGGAACUGAGCAUAAAUAAUGUCUAUAAUUUGAUUACACUUCCAGUUCUUCUCAAGCUACAUAUUCAUUGUAAACAUGAUAUCAGAAGUUUUGAGGAAGGAUGCUAGCUUAAUUUUGGAUGUUGGUCAUGGUGGUGGGAUGGGCUUACAGAGGAUAUGUCGACCACCAGAGUGGCAGCAACGAUUGUUGCUGCAUUUCUUAUCAUUUUUUGGUAUUCCUGGUUGAUGAACAAAUCAAAAACAAUUUCUCCCCCAUUGCCACCCGGCCCGCGAGGUUUGCCUCUGGUAGGAAACCUUCCUUUUGUUGAACCUGAGUUUCAUCGUUACUUUGCCAAAUUGUCUGAAAUUUACGGGCCAAUCUUUAAACUUCAAUUGGGUAGGAAAACUUGCAUUGUCAUUGGCUCCAACUUCCUUGCUAAACAGAUCCUUAAGGGCCGGGACGCAAUCUUCGCUAAUCGUGAUCCUCCUGUAGUAGCACUAGCUGCCACAUACGGUGGCCUUGACAUAGCGUGGAGGCCAAAUAGUGAAGGAUGGCGAAAGCUUCGAAAGGUUUGUGUUCGAGAAAUGAUGAGCAACACUACUCUUGAUGCUUGUUACAUGUUGCGGAGACGAGAGCUCCGCAAAAUGGUGAAGGAAGUAUACGAAAAGGUUGGUUCACCUGUUAACAUAGGCGAGCAAAUAUUUCUUACCAUUCUAAAUAUCAUCCUGAGCAUGCUAUGGGGCGAAGCGCUCCAUGACAAGGAUAGGAAAGGAAUUGGGGUUGAGCUUCAGCAAGCGGUUCUAGAGAUUGUUGAAUUGUUAGGGAAACCUAAUAUUUCUGACCUUUACGCUGCCCUUGCAAAGUUAGACUUACAGGGGAUAGAAUCGAAAAUUAACAAGCUGCGGCAGUGGUUUGAUACGAUUUUUGAGUCUGUGAUUGCUGACCAUAAUUACGUCGAUCAAGCUAAGAGCAAGAUAAGCAAGGAAUUUUUGCAGUUUUUGUUGGAGCAUAUGAAGCAAGGAGAUAAUAAAUCCACCUUCUCCAUUACUGAACUCAAGGCUCUUUUCAUGGACAUUAUUGUUGCGGGAACAGACACAAAAUCCACUACAGUAGAGUGGGCAAUGGCAGAAAUCCUGAAACAUCCAGAAGUAAUGGCAAAGAUUCAUGAAGAACUGGAAAGAGUAGUAGGGAAUAAUAACAUUGUAGAAGAAUCUCAAUUACCAGAGCUUCCCUACUUGGAAGCAGUAAUCAAAGAAACUCUUCGACUACACCCACCCAUUCCUCUCCUUAUCCCACACAGCCCUAGUAUAUCCUGUACGGUUGCCGAAUACACCAUUCCUAAGGGUUUAAGGGUGUUCUUCAAUGUAUGGGAGAUACAGAGGAAUCCCGAUGCUUGGAAUGAUCCUUUAGAGUUUCAACCUGACAGGUUCCUAAAAGAAGCUGGAAAAAGUGAUUACUGGGGAAAUGACUUCAAUUUUCUUCCGUUUGGAUCUGGGAGGAGGGUAUGUGCUGGCAUUCCUUUAGCAGACAGGAUGGUUAAGCAUGCACUAGCUACCCUUUUACAUUCUUUCGACUGGAAAUUGGAGGAAGGGACCGAGCUUGAUUUAACCGAGAAGUUUGGUAUUGUUUUAAAGAAAAUGACACCGCUAGUCUGCAUUCCGACUGCAAAGUUAUCUACUGCAGAGUCAUACUGUUGAACUUGAUUCACAUGUAAACAUAUCAAAAGGGUUAAUAUCAUGUCCGCAUGAAAUUUCCACCUGCAUAAAAAUUUGAGUUUCUCUAGUAAUUGCCUGAUCAGAGUUGACUCAGUAAAUUGAAGACGUCUAAGGUACUGUAACACUACGAUCAAGAAAUUAUGAAUGGAAAAUAAAUAUUGCAGAGGGUAUUGAGGUUAUAUUAUAUGAUUCCACACCAGAAAUAAAUUACUAAGUCCCAGUAAAUGAGCAAAGAGUAACACCUUACACACAUGAGCCGUACGGUGAUCAAUUUUCAUUAACUCCAUUUCCAAUUCAGUUGUCUCUAAAUUCGGUGGAAGU
This is a messenger RNA of Ricinus communis (castor bean), 2435 nucleotides long. RefSeq names its product flavonoid 3'-monooxygenase CYP75B137-like. Lineage: Eukaryota; Viridiplantae; Streptophyta; Magnoliopsida; Malpighiales; Euphorbiaceae. Gene Ontology annotation, molecular function: heme binding; iron ion binding; monooxygenase activity. The record is from RefSeq and is a predicted model, not a curated record.